Messenger RNA from Cuscuta campestris, 846 nucleotides. The record is from the annotation of a GenBank genome assembly. Lineage: Eukaryota; Viridiplantae; Streptophyta; Magnoliopsida; Solanales; Convolvulaceae.
UCCCCCCCGGCCUCAUUCCCUAAUAAUAAUAAUAUAUACCUUCUCCUUCCCAAAAGCGCUUAAUCAUAAAACAAUACUAAGUCCUCUUUGAAAUUUAUCUUAGCUAGCAAUGGCAUCGGCAGUGGUUAAUAAGUCGCCAGCAGUGUGGUUUGCCGCCGCAGCGUUGUGCGUCCUGGCGGUGGCUUUCGCUCCCCGUGCGGAAGCCAUCACUUGCGGCCAGGUUGCGAGCUCCCUGGGCCCUUGCUUGUCUUACUUGAGGGGAGCCGGGGGCAUGCCGCCCCCGACUUGCUGCUCUGGCGUCAAAAGCCUAAACAGCAUGGCUCAAACCACCGCCGACCGCAAAACCGCUUGCAGUUGCCUUAAAAGCGUCGCUGGGAGCGUAAAUGGGCUCAAUGCCCAAACCGCCGCUGCCCUUCCCGACAAAUGCGGCGUUAGCAUUCCUUACGCAAUCAGCAUGUCCACCAAUUGCGCUAACGUGAAGUGAAACAGACGGUUAGGUUGACGGACCAGCGUCGUUGCCAGCUGAGAUUUACCAUUUCCGUGUAUUAGUAAUAAAAGUAAAAUAUGGUGUGACCCGAUGGUGGAGUAAUAAUUAAUGAGUAAUAAAUUGUGAGGUUUCCUUUGUGAUGGAUGAUGAUCCCUCUUUGGGGUCUGAUUAGGAUCAGUAUGUGAACUUCUUGGAGACCUCUUUCUUUGUUUUUCCUUUUGUUAUUUUUGGUCAUGCUCAACUGGUUCGAUCCGCAUGUAUGCAUGUUGCCGAUGGGUUGUUCAAUGUAAUGUUUGCAUUUCACUUUGUUCUCUAAUCUCUAUGAUAUGAAAAUAUUUGGCCAAUCCUUCUGUGCCUCU